This is a messenger RNA of Dothidotthia symphoricarpi CBS 119687, 2477 nucleotides long. RefSeq lists its product as uncharacterized. Lineage: Eukaryota; Fungi; Ascomycota; Dothideomycetes; Pleosporales; Dothidotthiaceae. The record is from RefSeq and is a predicted model, not a curated record. Gene Ontology annotation, cellular component: Dbf4-dependent protein kinase complex; nucleus. Gene Ontology annotation, biological process: regulation of cell cycle phase transition; positive regulation of nuclear cell cycle DNA replication. The transcript is spliced from 3 exons. Gene Ontology annotation, molecular function: protein serine/threonine kinase activator activity; nucleic acid binding; zinc ion binding. Bases 306 to 2072 code for a protein of 588 amino acids.
ACAAACUCCAUCUCUCGACGGCCCAAUACCGGCAGCCCUGUUCUACAACGCGCUCCUCUCUCGUUCAAUUGCUUCUUGUCUCUCUUCUGCCUCUUCACUCAUACUCUUGGCGUGUUGUGAUGGCUGCUACGCGCUGCUGAAAAACCCUCGACGUGCCUCGUACAUCGCGUCGUGAGCCGCCAAAUUAGGACGUGCCCCUCCACCACUCACGCUCGCGUGCCCUACCUCUCGGGCCCAGCCACCGCUGCUCGUCACUACGCAUGGCAGCAGUCGCCCUGCCUCCCUCGCCUCAGGUGCCUGUCACCAUGUCCAACCGACGCGUGCCCCUCGCCAGCCUGCAGAAUGCCACCAACUCGCCUCUACGCGCACCUGCCAUCGGAGGAAAGCGUCAACGCUCCCACGCCAGCGAGCAGCGCGACAUGUCGUACGGCCAGCCCCCACCCAAGAAGCAGAUCAUCGAGGUCGACGAUGCCGAGGCGCGUCGUCAUGGACUCAUCCGCCGGAGUGGGGCCCAGCCGACUGCCCUGACGCGGAAGCUCGAAGCAGCACGCGAGAACAAGGUGCCCCCAAGGCACGCAGACAAGGCCCAGCGUGCCUCGAACGACCUGGACACGAUUCGACAAUGGCAGCGUCAUUACCGCAAGCUCUUCCCGCAGUUUGUCUUCUACUUUGACAGCGUCUCUGAGCCCCAGAAGGACAAGCUCAUGAGCAGGGCUCAGAUUCUAGGUUCUCGAGAAAACACCUUCUUCUCCAAGGAGGCCACCCACGUCAUCACAACGCGUCCCAUUCCCGCCGACGUCGAUUCCAGCUCCUCGUCACACGCCAAGGGCACCGUCAACCCUGCUCAGCUUGAGAAUAAGAGAUCCGUCUUUGAUGCCGCCCUCCAGCCAAAGCCCAUUCGUGGGGACGUGCUGUAUAAGGCCAAGGAGCUGGGGAUGAAGAUAUGGUCGGUGGAGAAGCUGCAGCGUAUGAUCGACACCAUGUUCAACAAGGACACCGGAGAGGAUCCCGCGGCCUACUCGCGUCAUGGAAUGGCUGCAUCUCAGCAAAAGGGCCGUCCCUCUGACCUCCAGAGGUUGCUCCAGAAUGAGAAGUUGGACCGGGACUACGUGGUUGCUUCCCAGGACAUGAUCCCGCUACGUGGAUACUACGUCUAUGUGCACGAUAUGGACGAGGCCACGCGACCGGUCAUGACCAGAGAGUACCAGAAAGUUGAGAAAGAGAAGGGCAAAUGGCCGCAAUUCCGUGCUUCAGGCAAUGGAAAGUGCCCAUUUGUCGAGGAUCCCAACUUUGGCCGUCGACAACAGGAGGAACAAGAGGCUCGACGCGUACAGAGGGCGGCAGCGGCGGCAGCUCCUCGUACGCGUGCAGCGUCCGCCUUGGAAGAGAAGCGUGCUCUGGGCGAGAAUAACAACCUGGCAAGGCGACCCAGUGCUCCAGCCGCCAUCGUCAAUGGAGAGGAGGAGGGAGAUGUGAAGCCGUUGGAGCCUCCGCGAGCGAUCCCUCAUAAACGUGCGGCAACAGAUGGUGCACCUCCCAUGUUUGGCAGCGCUCAGGCUAGCAUCCGAGCCAUGCCUCGAUGCAUCGCCGGAGAGCCAAUUGCAUCUGGUCUUCAUCAAUCAAACAUUACGUCUGCUAUUCGAUCUCAGAUGAUUUCCUCGACCGCCGCUGCGCCCCGAGCUGGCAACAGCAAGGAGGUCAACCAGUUGAAACGCAAGGUUCUUGAGAAGAAUAGCGUUCCAUCAACAACCAGUGGCCACUCCUCAGUCAUGAAUGAUGUGAGGGCAGCUUUCAACCAGGAUCAUGCUCAACCCGCAAGAGCCGCCAAGCGCAAGGCUCAGGAGAAUAUGGGAUUGGAUGAGCACGGAGAGAGGCAGGCUCAGAAGGUCGCCAUUCUCCGUAGGCGCAAGGCUACUGAGAAGGAGCUCAAGCCUGGUUACUGCGAGAACUGCAGGGAGAAGUUCAACGACUUCGAAGAGCAUACCGUCACCCGCAAGCAUCGCAGGUUCGCAACAACUACUGAGAACUGGCUCGAGCUUGACCAGUUGUUGGCUCAGCUCGACCGUCAUUGAACUGCUGCAUACAACACACGACUUUCACGUUGCACCGCCAUCGGCAUUGACACGACCUAAUACUAUAACGUACUUACUACUUGUACCAACUCUUGUUCACUUCAUUACACCCUACGGCACCCGGCCGCUUACUCUGCGAAUACCCGUUUCACAGUAUGUUUGUGACCUACAGCAUUGUCAAGGCGCAUUCUCUUCUUGUUUUUGGCGGCUAGGCUUGUUCAUCCUCUUACAUGCAGUACACCCUCGACACUUGGAGGCUUACGAUGCAUGAGUCAUUGCAUAUAACUAUUGCAUGCACCAUAUUCCUUUUGUGCUCUUUUUUUGUAGCCUGUUGUUGCGAUUGCAGAACGGCUGGCGGAUAUGUUUUGGGAAUACGGCAUUGAUUACCGUAGGCAGGUGCAUUUU